UUCGAAUUUCCCCCCUUUCUUCGUCUCUCUCGCAUCGCUUCCCUUUUGGAACCCCAGCUUCUCCCAAGCUCCCAUGGCCGCCGCGUCAUCCGCGGCCUUCAGUGAUGCCGACGAGUGGGAGAUCUGCAACGACAACGGCCUCGUGUACAAGCGGCGCCGGCGCCGGCGCCAUCCUGAAUCUCCGCCGCCUUCCGCCCUUCCAGACGACCCCGAGGCAGAGCUUCGACGUCACCGAAGAGCCCGCAAGAAGCGAUGCCUCCUUGAUCUCCGUGAUAAGUACCUCGCCGAGCUAGCCCAGUGGGAGACCUUGUCGUCCUCCUUGUUAACCUCGCCGCCGCUCCCUCCUCCUCCCGUCACCGCCGCCGCCGCCGCCGCCCCCCUGGGCUCACCAAAACCCUCAUCUCAAAUCCCAGAAUGGCAUCCGUUGGUGGAUGAUCUCCUAUCGCAGGCGGAGGCCCAGGAGUUGAUGGUUCAGAAGCUUGCGCAAACGUGCGAGUAUGUGGAGUCUGUUUGCGAGGAGCGGGAGCGGCGGCUGGUGCAAUCUAUACUUGAUUUACCAAUUUGGGGAAGUCCUCGAUCCCUCAUUGCAUCUCUAUCUGAUUGAUUGGAUUAAUUGUGGAAAAAUGUCAUCUGUGUUAGUGUGAUAUAUCUCUGCUGUUUGUGGUUUGUUUGCUCAAAUAGCAUGUUGUACCUGUAUCUAUCUGUAUGGCACUAGUAUCCCAAGAAAUCAAAGAACAACUUCUUUUCCCUCUUUUUCUCUAGAAGUGUACAAGGUAAAAACACAGUGAAGGAAAAUUAGGCGAAUUUUCGUUAA
This is a messenger RNA of Dioscorea cayenensis subsp. rotundata (Guinea yam), 814 nucleotides long. RefSeq lists its product as uncharacterized. The record is from RefSeq and is a predicted model, not a curated record. The transcript has 2 exons. Bases 74 to 604 code for a protein of 176 amino acids. NCBI's taxonomy places the organism in Eukaryota, Viridiplantae, Streptophyta, Magnoliopsida, Dioscoreales, Dioscoreaceae.